AUGGCAUCUGUUGCUUUGUCCAUGAUUACGGAACAAAAGGAUGACUAUAAGCUUGUAAUGGCUAACAUUAACAUGCCAGAUAUGGACAGUCUUUCUUUUCUGCGUGUACUGCACAAGAAGGAGAUCCCUGUCAUAUUCAUGUCCUCCGAAAUGAAUGUUAAUGUAGCCAAGAAGGCCCUAGCUGAAGGAGCCUGUUUUUUCCUCGAGAAACCAAUUUCUCUGGAGGAUCUGAAAAGCGUGUGGCAACAUGUGUACCGGAAGAUUAGAACCCCAAUGAAGUACAAACAUAAACCAAAUUAUGGAACGAAAAUGAACAGUGGAAAGGACUGUCAAGGGAUGAAGAUAAAUGAGGCUGGUGAUGUGCUUAGGCCUCCCCUUGGAGGUGUUAAAAGCAAUGGGGCUGGUGGUGAGUGUAGCCUUGCCACUGGACAUGCUUUGGACAUUGACAAACAAAACACUAGCACGUUGACAUGCAACGCCCAAGGAGCUUCUGGGAUAAAGCUACCAAUUGAUGAUAAAGAAGAGCAAGAAGAAGUGAAUCGGGAUAGCAAUGGCAUCACCGGCGAUAAAAAGCCUCGUGCUGUUUGGACUCCGGAACUGCAUCUCAAGUUUACAGCAGCUCUAAGUGCCUUAGGAGAUCUAAAAUCUCGUCCAAAAGCAAUUCUAAAAUUGAUGAAUGUGCCAAAUAUAACAGUGCGCCAGGUUGCAAGCCAUCUGCAGAAAUAUAAAAACCAAGUUCAGAGAAUUCGUGGGACUGACACAACUAGCUUACCUUCUUCAUUAAGUAGAUUAUCCAAUUGCAUCAACAGAAAUGAAUUCCCACCAGCAAAGCAAAGUUCUAUGGUAUGCCAAUAUGAUCAAAGGACAUCAAGUUUUGGAGUCCGAGGUAAUACAGCACAAUUAGAUGCUCCAAAUUCUUUGAUCACAUCUCCUAUCCCUGUAGCUGGUUUCAACAAUCAUGACUACAGAAGGCAGAAUCUAUAUUCGGGACAUACAAUCUUGUCUCACUACACAAAUCAUCAUACCAACAACCCCAGUGAGUUUUAUUUAAGAACUCAAGGACAGUUUCAAAAUUUGAACCAAUUAAGGGAAACAGACAGUUUUGGAUACGGUGCUGGCAUGAAUGAAAUCAUGAACCAACAACCUCUUGGAAUAGAAGAGAACAGGUUUAGAACAAGUGAAAGCCACUUUCCAAGUAUGAACUACAUAACUCCAGAGGCUGCUGCUUCUCCCUACAUAUCAGGAAACACAUUUCAGGUCCCAAAUGAGCCUUCUGUCAUGAAUCAAGAGCAAUACUAUACUUCGUCUUUGACCGGUCCCUUCGAUUCCCAAAAUCAGAACCAGUUUUCAACAGAAGGUGCAAGAUUAACAACUGAAGUACUUGAGCUUGUGCCAGAACAGAUAGCUUCAGGCAAUGCAACCAAUCCAAACAAAUUUCCGGCAGACUUCAAUGAUGGCAGCCAGAAGCUGGAUACUACAGCUGGAGAGGCUAGUUCACCAAACAAGAACCAACCCCUUUCAGAGUAUGAUGAGCUGUUGAAACUGCUUGAAGAAGACCCACAGGAGGCCAGCUGUGUUGGCAGUGUACCAAAUGCAGGUGAUCCUGAUCGUUACUGUGAAUGGCUAAGGGAAACUUUACUUGAAAAUAGCACAGACCCUCUAUAG
This is a messenger RNA of Prunus persica (peach), 1665 nucleotides long. RefSeq names its product two-component response regulator ORR24. Lineage: Eukaryota; Viridiplantae; Streptophyta; Magnoliopsida; Rosales; Rosaceae. The coding region runs from base 1 to 1665 and encodes 554 amino acids. The transcript is spliced from 4 exons. The record is from RefSeq and is a predicted model, not a curated record. Gene Ontology annotation, molecular function: DNA binding. Gene Ontology annotation, biological process: phosphorelay signal transduction system.